CUGGAGUAAUAGGAUGCAUAGAUGGGUCUCAUUUUCAUAUAUUCACUCCAAAAAGAGACAUUGAGCAUUUAUUUUAUUGCAGAAAGCAUUUCUACUCACUGAAUGUGCAAAUGAUAUGUGACAGUGAAUGCCGAAUUAUUAAUGUUAAUGCAAAAUAUGGAGGUGCUACCCACGACGCAUUUAUUUGGGAAAAUAGUCAAGCCAAUAGAUAUAUCCAGGACAUAAAUAAAAAUAAUGAACAAGUUUGGUUUUUAGGUGAUUCUGGAUAUCCACAGAGGCCUUGGAUGAUGACACCAAUCCCAGAUGCUCCUGAAGGUACGCCAGAGGCAAAAUAUAAUACCAUCCAUGGGAAAGCCAGAGUUGUAAUAGAAAAUACAUUUGGUACACUUAAAAAUAGGUGGAGAUGCCUUUGUAAGGACCGGACAUUACACUACACCCCCGAAAGAUGUGCAACUAUAAUUAUGGCAUGUAGCGUUCUACACAACUUAGCGAUAGAUUUUAUGGUGCCCGAUCCUGAAGAAGAUGUCAUAGAUUCUUUAGAAUUAGGAAUAUCAGCAGUUUCUUCAGAAGAACCUCUUCGCGAUCAUGGUUCUAGAGAUGAUUUGAUUCGCGGUAGAACACUAAGACAAAUAUUAGUGGAUAGAAAGAAUCAAUAG
Trichoplusia ni (cabbage looper) is the source of this 656-nucleotide messenger RNA. Its product is annotated as putative nuclease HARBI1. Bases 111 to 656 code for a protein of 181 amino acids. The transcript is spliced from 3 exons. The record is from RefSeq and is a predicted model, not a curated record. Lineage: Eukaryota; Metazoa; Arthropoda; Insecta; Lepidoptera; Noctuidae.